GUUUGCAUUUGUGAAAUAAGCUCCUUUAUAAACCGCUUACCCACAAUUCCUUUUCCUCUUCCCUAUCUGAAACGCCGCCAUGAAGGUCGAGCUGUGCAGUUUUAGUGGAUACAAAAUCUAUCCCGGUCAUGGCCGGCGCUACGCCAGGAUCGAUGGAAAGGUCUUCCAGUUCCUGAAUGCUAAAUGUGAGUCUGCGUUCCUGUCCAAGAGGAACCCCAGACAGAUCAACUGGACCGUUCUGUACCGGCGCAAACACAAGAAGGGCCAGUCUGAAGAGGUGUCUAAGAAGCGCACGCGGCGCGCGGUGAAGUUCCAGCGGGCGAUCACCGGUGCGUCUCUGGCCGAGAUCCUGGCCAAGAGGAACCAGAAGCCGGAAGUGCGUAAAGCGCAGAGAGAGCAAGCGAUCAGGGCUGCUAAAGAGGCGAAGAAGGCGAAGCAAGUGACGAAGAAGCCGUCGGCUCAGAGCACCAAGGCCCCCGCUAAGAACGCCCCGAAGCAGAAGAUCGCCAAGCCCAUGAAGGUCAACGCUCCUCGCGUCGGUGGCAAGCGCUAAACUCGUGCUUUGUGGAUUAAUAAAGGUUUCGCCAUCAA
This is a messenger RNA of Rhinichthys klamathensis goyatoka, 591 nucleotides long. It is a transcript of the gene rpl24, whose product is annotated as ribosomal protein L24. Gene Ontology annotation, cellular component: cytosolic large ribosomal subunit. Gene Ontology annotation, molecular function: mRNA binding; structural constituent of ribosome. Gene Ontology annotation, biological process: cytoplasmic translation. The transcript is spliced from 6 exons. NCBI's taxonomy places the organism in Eukaryota, Metazoa, Chordata, Actinopteri, Cypriniformes, Leuciscidae. The coding region runs from base 80 to 553 and encodes 157 amino acids. The record is from RefSeq and is a predicted model, not a curated record.